AUGACCAAGGCUGAGUGGUGGGGUGGAGGAUAUGAUAGGUUCUAUGCCGACCCGAUUGACAUUUCGGACAUCGCGGACUUCAUUCACGAUGUCCUUUCGGUAUCGUCACCGGAAGUGCCGGCCAAAGGCAUCCCUCAAAAUUCGGAGCAAGAAUAUCGGGGCAUCGAGCGACUCCCGAAUGAGCUGCUCGAUGCAAUCUGUCAUUACCUCCCGACUCAAUCCAUCAUCAAGCUCCAUCGCACAUCAAAAACAAUGAUCCAAAAGGUGCGGCUAGACAAUGGCUUCUGGCGUAGCCAUUUCUUUACUGGGAGCCUACAUGCACACUUGUGGGACUUGAACGCGAAAGACAUCGAGGCACUGGAGCAAGGACCCAGAAACGUACCCCUAGCUACAGAUUGGGAUUGGAGAAGUGUUGCGAAGCUGUUGGCAACGAAACAGUUCCCUAUCGCAGGUUAUGACCCGCGACUAGACAACAUGCCGCUAGGACUCUGGAAUCGAUGCAGGAUCUGGAGCAUUGUCGAGAAGGCCUUUGAGCACGACUUUCUUGAAAAGCCAUUCCACGGACAGAGCAACAGCGGCACCGACGCAUCAAGAUACGAUGAUGCUUAAACAUUUAUGCUAUCUGUGCUCCGUGCACAUGAACGAUCACGGCCAGAAGUUUCAAUAUCUCAGGGAGCUGUAUUCAUCCCGAUGUUUUUACCAAACAUCGCCAACGAAAAUGUCGGCCCGCCUUGCCUCUCUAGCAG
Parastagonospora nodorum SN15 is the source of this 746-nucleotide messenger RNA. RefSeq lists its product as hypothetical. The transcript has 2 exons. Gene Ontology annotation, molecular function: protein binding. The record is from RefSeq and is a predicted model, not a curated record. Bases 1 to 609 code for a protein of 202 amino acids. NCBI's taxonomy places the organism in Eukaryota, Fungi, Ascomycota, Dothideomycetes, Pleosporales, Phaeosphaeriaceae.